AUGGCGGAAGAGUUGUCUGAGAUCUUGCAAAAAUUUGCUUUGAAUAACCAAGAAUGUAGUAUCACUGACCUAGAUGCAGGAGAUGCCAGCAUAAGUAGGCAGGAAUGCCAAACCAGUUUGCUGGGGAAAAUUAGGGGAGAUAAGAUAGCUAAUUUUACAGGAGUUAAAAACUUUGUGGCUAAUGCAUGGGGUUACCCGAAAGACCUCAAAGUUACUGAGCUGGGACCAAACUUUUUCCAGUUCGGAAUAAAGGGGGAGGAAACCAGAGAAAGGAUAGUCAAUGGAGGGCCAUGGAUCUUGGAUAAUCAGAUACUUGUGUUAAGUAAGUGGUAUGGGGGGAUUGAGGAUGACCCUAAUGUUUUUAGAAUAGCACCACUAUGGGUUCAGAUGUGGAGCCUCCCUAUACACUGCAUCUCUAAGGAGGUAGGAAAGAAAGUAGGUGCAGUGUUUAGGGCAGUAAGGGAGGUAGUAAUACCACAAAAUGGAGGUAAAGAAGGGAAGCAUCUAAAGGUACUGGUCAUAGCUGACAUUUUUCAACCCUUACUCCGUGGAACAACAGUCAAAAUGAAUGGCCUAAUGAGAUGGAUUAAAUUUAAAUAUGAAAGGUGCCCUAACUUUUGCUACACUUGUGGGCUAAUUGGCCAUAGUGAAAAGGUCACAAAGAUGACAAUGGGAAGUGAUCAACAAGAGAACCAGUACGGACCUUGGUUGAGAGUUAACAAUGUGAAAUUUUCACCUCAAAAGGAAAAUAAUAGCUACAGAUCCCCUUCCAAAAGACAAUAUUGGGGGGUGGAAAAUGGGGAACUGGUGAAAAUAGAAUCAAAGUGGCAGGAAGAGGGACGUGAUUCCACAAUCCCAAGGGAAAAGGAAAAAGUGGAAGGAAGCAAUAAGGAGGUAAACAAACUCAAGGAUAAAAUGGAUUACAUUAACUACAAGAAAAUUGGUCUUCAGUGA
Coffea arabica (coffee) is the source of this 954-nucleotide messenger RNA. Lineage: Eukaryota; Viridiplantae; Streptophyta; Magnoliopsida; Gentianales; Rubiaceae. The record is from RefSeq and is a predicted model, not a curated record.